AACGCCAUCGGAGCUUAUUCAGUCAGUCAUAUCUAUUCAGUGAUAUCGUCUUUAAUUGUGACUGUCACUAUGCCCCACUGGUCAAACACCGAUGACAUAUCGGAAUAACAUUAGAGACACUAACAGGAGUUCCAAUAAGCGUUUAGGACUUUUUACUUACCAAAAACUCCAUUUCCUUGAAGAAAAAUUGGCAAGUAAGGAACGCCACCAUGGGUUAGAAAGCAUCACAUCACCAUCUUCAACAAAUUCGACAAAUGGAUCAUUUCUGAUUAGUCGUCUUUGGCAGUUACAAUGAAGUAAAAAAACAAUUAAAGAACAGCGAGAAAUACAUAAACAAUUGAUGUUCAAGGUCAUAACCUUGACCUCUUGACCUUGGUAAUACACGUGACCUCACCCUGGAUUACUACAGCUACAAGUGCGACAUCGCCCCAACCUACUACCCCUUGCGGCCGAAAAAGCACGUGACCUUUAUGGCAGGCGGAAAGGAUACAAAGAAAUUCAGCACGAACAUUGCCCUGAGAGAGAGCUAUACUGUGCGUUAUUUACUGGAGAGAUUCCGUACGAAGCUGACGCGGCAUUUCAUCUUUUCGCCAUCCGUCUUCGAGGUGAUGCGAAAUGAGCAACUCUUCUCUUCUGAGUCGUUACACUUGAUUAGAGCCGAACGUAACAACGUCAGAAGAGUUGGCCGCCUCCUAGACCUGCUGAAAUACGAAGGCGUCCGCACAUUCAACAUAUUCCUUUUGGUGCUCCGCAAGUCGGGACAUGGUUGGCUGGCAGAAGAAUUGGAACAAGAGACAAGGCAUGCUAUUGGUGGAGGGCCCUCGGAAGAUGAGGACGAAAGGGAGUCGUCUCUGAUGGGAGAUGGUCGGUCAAACCGAGCAGUUCCCUACGCGAACAGGAAUGACACGGAAUACAGUGUGAGGAGUUCUAAAGACAUCGACUACGUUAGCGACAAUCCCAACUCUGGUGACCUUGGUAUGACCUUCGAAAAAGGGACAGAUAACAGAUACUUGGCUUAUAAGAAAAUCAAAACUGUGGAACCUCGUCCACACCUGACGAAACGAAGAGAUCUCCAAAUCGCUGCUUCACAUCAAUUGGAGAACCUCAUGGUCCAUUACGACACCGAGAAAAAACACUACCAGAAAAAAGUUCGAUCGCUCCGCAGUGAGGAGAAAGGGUUAAAAUGGCUGCUGAACAUCAAUGCUUUAAAACAAGAACAGGCCCGAAAAAAGUAUGACGUCGUAAAUGUUAUGAAUCGGGAAAUGGAAUACGUCACGGCGAAGAAUUUCCGGUUGGCGCAUUUCUUCAAAAAUCUGUAGGACAUUAGCGGAAAAAACAAUGAUAGGCCAAAAACUGAAAUUAUACCUGAAUAGCGGGACCGUAGGAGCAAGACGUUGGCGUUGGGUUUCGCUUCCCGCCCACUCGAGGUUAUCAGACUGUGAUAUGAUUUCAAUAAAUCAAAAUAUAUACAUGUACGUCUGUGUU
This is a messenger RNA of Lineus longissimus, 1485 nucleotides long. RefSeq lists its product as uncharacterized. Bases 471 to 1319 code for a protein of 282 amino acids. The transcript has 5 exons. Gene Ontology annotation, biological process: regulation of apoptotic process. Lineage: Eukaryota; Metazoa; Nemertea; Pilidiophora; Heteronemertea; Lineidae. The record is from RefSeq and is a predicted model, not a curated record.